Moneuplotes crassus is the source of this 2066-nucleotide messenger RNA. NCBI's taxonomy places the organism in Eukaryota, Ciliophora, Spirotrichea, Euplotida, Euplotidae. The record is from the annotation of a GenBank genome assembly.
UUUUGGGAAGGAUUGUUGAGGACAUAGGUUAGCUAGGGUCUUAUGGUUAGAUUUUAAUGGGAUAAGUGUUAGGGGAGAUUCUUCUAGCGUUUUUAAUGUUUUUUGAAGCUCUCAGAGGCUUAGUGGAAGGUUGUAGGAGUUGAGAAAAUUUAGCGUUUUUAGGUGAAUAUUUUCCUUUUGAUAAAUUUUCAUGUUAAAAAGAUUCAUUUUUAAUGAGUAUGGAUAUCUUCAUAAAAUUUUCAAAUUUCCAGAAUAGUAUGAAGACAAGGUUUUUGAAUAUGUGUCUCAUCAUAAUGGUUACAGAAGGAUCUCUCUAUCUAUUAGUAUUAUUUCGUAUCUGUUGGGUUCAUAUUGGUGUCCUAAUUUAUAAAUAUCCAAUCAGGAUUUCUACUCUGGAAAUUUGCUAAUCAGAGAAUUAAAUUUUUCAAAUCUCAGAAAUCCUCGCUCCUAAACUUUAUUUUGAGAGAAAAUGAAAGGCUGGAUGUGCUUAAAAUUUGGAGGCAGCAAAAUUUCUCUCUUCUCCCUUAGUUUUGAAGAGGCUAACAAUCAGAUUAUCUUUAAAUUUCAUCUUCAGUAAUUAAUUUUUUAAUUUUAUGGUUAUACUUUAGCUUCAAUAGGUCUGUAGUUGCUAUAGAUUAGUCUAUUCAAAUAAAUUAUUCCAUAAUUUCCACCAGCGGAUAUUUCCAUGAAUAUUUCCAUGAAUAUUGGAAAGCUCUUUAAGCAGCUGCUUAUGUGCUGCCUUCUCUCUACCAAAACUUUUGGCUUAAAAUUUAUGCUAUAACUUACUUGUUAAAAUGUGGUCUAACUUCAAAUAGAUGGAAGAAAAUAAAGAGUAUCAACAAGAUUACAACAGGGAAGGCCAAAUGCCUUCUGAGAUACAAACGGUAAAGUUAUAUUGUCACUAAUUUUUAUGCCCCUUCGCUUCCCAUAUUCUUGAGCUUUUGACUUUUCCGCGUGAUUUAUAGACAGCGCAAUAUUACCCUAGAUUUAAAAAGAAGAAAGGGAGAUGGUCCAACCAAGAACACGACAUAUUCAUUAAUUGACUCAAGACAUACGGAAAAGACUGGGAUAGGCUUGAAGAACUGAUCCCGACUAGGUCAAGUUUGCAGAUUAGGUCUCACUGUCAGAAGUAUUUCGACCAAAUCAAGAAGGAGUACAAGACAGACAACCCAAUGGAGUAUAUACUAAAGAACAUGUGUGACAAGUCUCCGUACUACCAGUUCGAUCUGCCUCAAUUGACUGACCCAGUGCAGAACCCUCAAGUUCAGAUGAUGAUGACACAGAAGAAGCCAGAAGUUGACAACCCUGGUGAGAAGACAAAGAAGAAAUACCUUAAACACAAGAAAGAGGUUGUAUCUAGUGACAGCUCAGGAUAUUUCAAUAGAGAAGAUUCCAGCAAUAUGAAGAAAAGAGAACUGAAAGAUCUAUUGAAGAACAUGCAGUACUCUAAUUCUUCAAAUGAGAGUAAGGAGAGGAGACUUCAGAGAGAAAGCAACUCAGAUUCAUCAGACAAGUUAUUCAAAAUACAGAAGGUUUCGAAGAGUAGAGAGGAGUCUUUGUCUUGCUCAAACUUUGAUUCAAAGAAGGAUAGCCAACACAAGAGUUCCCAACCAAAUGAUCACAAAAGAAAAUACUCAAAAGACACAAUACUUAAUAUUAAGAAAGGAAGUAGUAUUGCUCUUCUUAACAAAGGAAAGAUUAUCAUUCAAGGAGUCAGAAUCGAGUCUAGCGUUCCAGGAGAGAUACAAAAAUAUGACAAGGAUUUAAAUGUGAUUAUUCCAGACUACCCUUGCCAGGUCUACAUAGAGCCACUAGUUCUACCAAAUAAGCCUAUUAGAUACGAGGCAAACCUUAAAGUCGCUAGUAAGAGCUUAAAAGAAGAGAACAAGAAUCCUUUAAUGACUACUGGGUCAUACAGCACCAAUGCUACAAGUAGAAGAUCAUACACCCAGCCAUCAAUGUUUCAAGAUGCCGAUUUCAUGAAAGAAAUGGAAAUCCUCAAGAACAUUUUCUGCUGUUGCGUUAAAAGAUAACAAUCCUAAUAUUUUCAAUUAAAUUUUACACUA